Messenger RNA from Camelina sativa (false flax), 1413 nucleotides. Lineage: Eukaryota; Viridiplantae; Streptophyta; Magnoliopsida; Brassicales; Brassicaceae. The record is from RefSeq and is a predicted model, not a curated record.
UCCAACUUGUCUAAAAAUCUUAUCUUUUUAAUCUCUAUUAUAAUCAAUCUUGAUUCAUCAAUAACUCGAGUUCAUACACAUAUACAUUGAUCUCUCUCUUACACACAAUUGUCAAAACAGAAAAAGAAAACAUGAAGUUCUUCGGGUGGAUGCAAACCAAGCUUAAUGGGGAUCAUAACAGACCAAGCACUUCCUCUGCUUCUUCUCAUCAUGUGAAGCAAGAGCCAAGAGAGGAGUUUAACGACUGGCCUAACGCGCUGCUAGCUAUUGGAACAUUCGGUACAACAAGCAACAGUAUGAGCGAAAACGAGGGGAAGAGCGUUGUUCAUGAAGAGAUUGAAACGGAAAAGAAGUGUACCACACAAGCCGAGCAAGAAGAAGAGCCUUCUUCUUCUGACGAUCUUGAAGAUUUUACUCCUGAGGAGGUCGGAAAGCUGCAGAAAGAGUUGAUGAAGCUCUUGUCAAGAACAAAGAAAAGGAAGUCUGAUGUGAAUAAAGAGCUCAUGAAAAAUCUUCCUUUGGAUAGAUUCUUGAACUGUCCAUCGAGUUUAGAAGUCGAUAGGCGAAUCAGCAAUGCGCUUAGCGCUGUUGUGGAUUUGUCAGAGGAGAAGGGGGAAGAUAUGGAGCGAACGAUUAACGUUAUUCUAGGUAGAUGCAAAGAGAUAUCAAUAGAGAGUAAGAAGAAUAAUAAGAAGAGAGACAUAAGCAAGACCUCUGCCUCAUAUCUUUUCAAGAAGAUCUUUGUAUGCGCAGAUGGGUUUUCUACAGCCCCAAAACCUAGCUUGAGAGACACGCUUCAAGAAUCAAGAAUGGAGAAGUUAUUGAGGAUGAUGCUACAUAAGAAGAUUAAUGCUCAAACCUCAUCGAAACCAACAUCAUCGACAACAAAGAGAUGCUUGCGAGACAAGAAACAGCUCUCACUAAAGAGUGAAGAAGAAGAAGAAGAAGAAACCAACGAAAGAAGAAGUAGUAGCGAUGGAUAUAAAUGGGUCAAAACAGACUCUGACUGUGAGUUUUCAUCAGAUCCUCGUUACAUUUCAAUAAAACUCAAAAACAAAUUAACAACUGAUUCGAUCUUUCUUUUGAGUACAGUCAUAGUUCUUGAAAUCUGAUCCAACCUUCGUCUUUAAAGCUCUUGCAAAAUCUUUUCCAAGUACAGAUACAACAUCUUAUCGAGAAAAUUCAAAGAAAUAAUGAAAUGAGUCUUUCAUUUCUGAGGAAAUUUUUGGGUGCAUCUGCAGAUUAAGCCUUGGGCUUUUAGAAUGCUUUAACUUCUAUUUUUGCAUGAUUAGAUCUGUGGGCAUUUGGGUCCAUAGAACCAAACAUGUUCUUGAAAUUGAAUUGCAUACAUGCGUAUGUAUAGAUAUGAAAUGUGUUACAUACAUGUGUGCGUGUGAUUUGUGUAAUUUUAAG